ACUGAGAACUUGGGAGCACCUCAAAAAUGCCAAUGCUUCUCAUACCGGCUGAGACCAACUGCUAACCAGAGUGGGACGUUUUUACAAAGGUCAGGAACGGAGUUUCAUGACCAUAAAAGCCUGCAUACUUUUAGUCUUUAUCCUGGAUUUUGGAACGGAAACGAAGCAGCAGAGGGUCUGAGGCUGCCCAGACUCAUAAGGAAACUGAAAGCUCAAUAGGACAAGAUGGACUCCAAGCAAAAUGGCCACACAGAGGUCCACGGACCUGUGGCUGGUGUAUUUCUGGAGAAAACAAAGGAAAAGAUUACCAUUUAUCAAGCCAUGAAGAAACGUCUGCUUAAGGCAGGAACAGCAUUAGCCCUGCUUGAAGCACAAGCUGCCACAGUAGGCAUUGUAGACCCAAUAAACAAUCGAAUACUUCCUGUUGCUGAUGCUGUUAAGGAGGGAAUAGUUGGACCAGAGAUGAAAGAGAAACUCCUCACAGCCGAGAAAGCCGUCAGUGGAUAUGUAGACCCCUACACCAACCAAAUUAUAUCUUUAUACCAAGCAAUGCAAAAAGAUUUAGUCCAAAGAGACUAUGGAUUGAGGCUGCUGGAAGCACAGAUCGCCACACAAGGCCUGUUUGAUCCUGUUGAGAAGUCAAAUAUCUCAGUUGAAUCUGCGAUUCAAAAGGGCUUCUAUGAAAAAGGUUUGCUCAAUGACCAGAUGUCAGAGCUCAAAGUGUACUACAAUCCAAGUUUACAAGAAAAUCUUAACUACCAAAACCUCCUAGAUAAAUGCACUGUUGAGCCUGACACAGGCCUGUUGCUCAUUCCUGUUUGCAUCACAUUCAAAGGUCUGCGGAGAGGUAUUUCCUCCACUGAACUCCUUGAAUCAAAGGUCAUUGACAAAAAAACGUUUGAUGACCUACAGAGGGGAAAUACCACAACACAGGAUGUGAUGUUGAUGGAAACAGUGAAAGAAUAUCUGCAAGGCAAAGGCAGUAUCGCAGGCAUUGCUGUACUCUCAUCCAAUCAGAGAAUGAGCAUUUAUGAAGCCAUGAAGAAGGGCGUACUGAUGCCUGGGACAGCACUAGUUCUACUGGAGGCACAAGCUUCAACUGGAUUCAUGAUUGAUCCUGUAGAAAAUAAGAAGUUCACUGUGGAUGAGGCCAUCAAAAACAAACUUGUUGGCCCUGAAUAUCAUGCAAAGCUGCGUUCUGCUGAGAGAGCAGUAAUUGGAUACAAGGACCCAUUCACAGGCGAAACUAUAUCCCUGUUUCAAGCACUGUCAAAAGACCUCAUAGUUAAGGAACAUGGGAUCCGCCUACUUGAGGCGCAAAUUGCCACUGGUGGAAUAAUAGACCCCAUCAACAGUCACAGGCUUCCAACAGAUGUGGCCUUCAGGAGAGGUUAUUUUGAUCAAGAAAUGAAAGCCAUACUAGAGGAAUCAGGGGACGACACAAAGGGUUUCUUUGACCCAAACACAGAAGAUAAUCUAACUUAUCUUCAGCUGAUGCAAAGGUGCGUCAUUGAUCCUAACACUGGACUGUGCCUCCUCCCACUCCAUGAUAAGUCAGACAGGCUGAAUUUUAACUUCAUUGAAUACGACACUAAAAUGGCCUUUAAAGAGGAGAAGGUAAAUGUGACAUGUGGGAAGUACAUGGGAAUGACAGUAUCUCUGUGGGAACUCCUGAUGUCAGAAUACUUUGAUGAAAGCCAGAGGCGAGACAUCAUUCAGAAGUACAGAGAGGGGAAGCUCAAUAUCAAGAUGAUUAUCACAACAGUCCUGGAAGUCAUAGAAAAGUCAGUGAAAACAACGAAUGUCAUCUUUGAAGGCAUCAGAGAAACUGUCACUGCCAAACAGCUUGUUGACGCAGACAUCAUUAGUAAGGAGGUUAUGGAGGAUCUGAAAAAGGGAAAAAUGUCAGUGAAGGAAGUGAUAGAAGAUGAAAAUGUAAAUGUCUACCUACAGGGGAAAGGCAGCAUUGCAGGAAUUCUGCUUCCUGAUUCUCGCAUCCUGACCAUCUACCAGGCCAGACAAAAAGGAAAUCUGAUGCCAGGAACUGCUCUGAUUCUACUGGAGGCACAGGCAGCAACAGGGUUCAUAGUUGACCCUAUCGGAAACAGGAAGUUUUCAGUGGAUGAUGCUGUCAAAGCAAAGAUUGUAGGGCCUGAUUUGUGUCAGAAGUUGCGCUCAGCAGAGAAAGCGGUCACUGGGUACAAAAAUCCAUAUGAUGGCCAAAUAAUCUCUUUGUUCCAAGCCAUGCAAAACGAUCUAAUCCUAAAAGACCAUGGAAUUCGACUUCUGGAGGCACAAAUUGCCACUGGUGGAAUCAUUGACCCAGUAAACAGCCAUCGCAUUCCUGUCCAUGUGGCCUAUAAGAAAGGAUAUUUUAAUGAGGAAAUGAAUGAGAUCCUGAGGGAUCCAAGUGAUGACACCAAAGGAUUCUUUGAUCCCAACACCCAUGAGAACCUGACAUACUUGCAGCUCAUGGCCAGAUGUGUCAAAGAUCCCAGUACAGGUCUGUGCCUCUUGCCACUCAAAAGCAAAAGCAGCAGAAUUAACAUAGAUGAUAAUCUUAGGGAAACGUUCAAAACAACAACAGUUACUGUUAAGUAUGGCAGGUUCAAGGGCAAGCACACAACACUGUGGGAUCUUAUCAAUUCAGAGUAUGUGACGGAGGACAAAAGACAGGAGUUUUUUAAACUCUUCAAGUCAAGGAAAAUCACAAUUGAGCAGCUCAUUGUCACCAUUUUAGAGAUCAUUGAGAACAAGGAGAUAAAACAACAAGCAGGACUUAGCUUUGCUGGUCUCAGAGGAGAGGUCUCUGUUGUGGAUCUUUUCCAGCUUAAAAUUGUGGAUGAGAAAACAUACAACAGUUUGGUCGUUGGAAAGAUGACAAGCGAAGAUGUGAUGAAAAUGGAAAGUGUGAGAAACUACCUACAAGGGAUUGGUUGCGUGGCUGGGGUGAUACUGCAACCCUCAAAUCAGAAGCUAAGCAUCUACGAGGCACAGAGAAUUGGCAUUCUCACACCUGGUACUGCUCUCUGCCUCCUUGAAGCACAAGCAGCCACAGGGUUCAUUGUUGAUCCUCUGAAAAACAAAAAACUUACGGUGGAACAAGCUCUCAGAGAGAAGGUGGUUGGUCCACAGAUGCAUGAAAAGCUUUUGUCUGCAGAGAGGGCUGUCACUGGUUACAGAGAUCCAUACACUGGUGAAAAGAUCUCACUUUUCCAAGCCUUGCAAAAGGAUCUAAUUGUCAAGCAGCAUGCCAUUCGUUUACUUGAGGCCCAGAUUGCUACAGGCGGUAUCAUUGAUCCUUUGAAGUGUCUUCACUUGCCCCUUGAGGUUGCAUACAGGAAAGGUUAUUUUGAUGCAGAACUUAAUCAGAUCCUAUCAGACCCAACUGAUGACACAAAGGGCUUUUUUGACCCAAAGACACAAGACAAUCUGACAUACAUGGAGAUGAUGGGUAGAUGUGUAAAAGAUAAGGAAACAGGACUGUUUCUUCUGCCGCUGAAUGACAAACCAACAGCUACGGGAACAAAGGCAAAUAUGUACACUAACACAGAGAUAAAGCAAGAGUUUGAAAAGACAGCCGUGAGCUUAUCAGUAGCAAGUUACGCAGGUAAAUCAGUUUCUCUGUGGGACUUGAUUCACUCUGGGUACUUCACUGAGGAUCAGCAGCUUGAAUUCCUGGAAAAUUACAGAACAAGGAAGAUAACAACACAAACCAUAAUCACAAUAGUGAUUUCCACCAUUGAAAAAUUGGAGAAUGAAACUCCCAAAAUGAUAAGGGGCCUGAGAAAACCUGUCUCUGCCCAACAACUACUGGAUGCUGAUAUCAUUGAUGCAGAUACAUUCAAACAGGUGAAAGAAGGAAAACUCACUCUUGAGGCACUAAUCCAACGUGAACCUUUGAGAGGAUACCUGAGGGGAACUGGGAGCAUUGCUGGAAUUAAGGUUCAUCCAUCCCAGAAAAUAAUGAGCAUAUAUGAUGCAAAAAAGGAAGAUCUGUUGACACCUGGCAUUGCGCUUUUACUGCUUGAAGCGCAAGCUGCAACAGGAUGGAUCAUUGAUCCUUUAAAAAACAAGUUAUAUGAUGUUGAUGAGGCAGCAAGAGAGAAAGUAAUUGGACCAGAUGUACAUGAACAACUUCUCUCAGCAGAACGAGCUGUCACUGGCUAUAAAGAUCCAUACACAGAUGCAACAAUAUCACUGUUUGAAGCCAUGGUUGAACAGCUGAUUCAAAGAAGUGAUGGCAUUCGUCUUCUUGAGACACAGAUAGCAACUGGAGGAGUCAUUGACCCAAAUCAAAGUCACAGGCUUCCAAUUCAUGUUGCUGUUAAAAAGGGAUAUCUAGAUGAAGAAAUAAGAAAAACUCUGUUGGACCCCACUGGUGAUGCUAAGGGAUUCUUUGACCCCAACAACAAAGAAAACCUUUCUUACCUUCAGCUGAUAAAGCGAUGUGAGAAAGAUCCUGAAACAGGGCUACUUCUUCUACCCCUGUAUCAAGAAAAGUCUCAGGAAUUUCACACAGACGAGCAAAUCGAGCUUGCAUUCAAAAACAAAACUAUUGCCAUGAAUGCAGGGAAAUUCAAAGACAAAAAGGUGACAUUAUGGGAAGUGUUGCUCUCUGAAUACAUAUCAGAACAGAAAAGGGAACAGCUCAUACAACAAUAUAAGACAGGAGCCAUGAAAAUGGAGGAAAUCAUUGAAAUACUCACCGUCAUCAUUACAGAGGUAUCAUCCAAAGAAAGAAAGUUCAAAGGACUAAGAAAGCAGGUCUCAGCCAGUGAGUUGUAUGAGUCAAAGAUUAUCUCAAAGGAGCUUUUCAGACAGAUUAUACAGGGGGACGUAACUGAAGACAAUGUUAACCAAAUGGAAUCCAUUCAGAAGUACCUUGGAGCUACUAACUGUAUAGCAGGUGUCAGAGUUGAGUCUACAAAGAAGGUUAUGAGCAUCUACGAAGCCAAAACCAAAAGCCUGCUGACCCCUGGUACUUCUCUUGUGCUGCUGGAGGCACAAGCUGCAACUGGUUUUGUCAUCGACCCGGUGAACAAUAAGAAACUUUCCGUAGAGGAAGCUGUAGCUCAAGGAGUGGUUGGCAGUGAGUGGAAAAAGAAAUUGCUUUCAGCAGAACGAGCAGUUACAGGAUACAAAGAUCCCUACACUGGAGACACAAUUUCCUUGUUCCAGGCCUUGAAAAAAGAUCUCAUUGUCAAAGAUCAUGGAAUCCGUCUCCUUGAAGCACAAAUUGCCACCGGAGGCAUAAUUGACCCGGUUUACAGUCACAGAGUGCCUGUGCAGGUGGCAUACCAAAGAUGUUACUUUGAUGAAGAAAUGAACCAGAUUCUGUCUGACCCUGAUGACGACACCAAGGGCUUCUUUGAUCCUAACACUCAAGAGAACCUCACCUAUCUUCAACUGGUCGAAAGGUGUAUCACAGAUCCAAUCACAGGCCUUAGCUUACUGGUGAUUGCGAAGAAAGGCGAGUUUUACUUCUUUGUUGAUGAGGCAACAAAACUCAUUCUGAAAUCUACAACUACAACUAGAGCAGGAGGGAAAUAUCAAGGAACAACAGUGUCUCUGUGGGAUCUGCUCUACUCCAAAUACAUCUCUGAGGAGAAGAGGAGAGAGUUUGUGCAGCAGUAUAAGUCUGGAUCAAUCACAAUCGAACGUUUCUUGGAGCUCAUCCUGACAAUCAUUCAGCAGCAGACCACAACAACAACUAAAACUAUCACCACCACUACAGUCACAGAGACAAAGGAAGUUGAAAGCUUCCAUGGAAUCAGAAAGGACGUCACUGCUACAGAGUUGCUUGAAUCAAAAAUCAUCAAUGAGGACCUCUACAAAAAUCUUACUGCUGGGAAUGUCACAGUGUCAGAAGUAAGUGAAAUGGAGUCAGUGCGUAAGUACCUUGAAGGGACCAACAGCAUUGCAGGAGUGUACCUGCAGUCCACCAAACAGACCCUAAGCAUCUAUGAGGCCAAAAGCAAAACCCUGCUGACUCCUGGUACUUCUCUGGUUCUGCUGGAGGCCCAAGCUGCCACUGGCUUUGUCAUUGAUCCGGUGAAAAACAAGAAACUUUCUGUAGAGGACGCUGUAGCUCAAGGACUGGUUGGCAGUGAGUGGAAAAACAAGCUGCUUUCAGCAGAACGAGCAGUUACAGGAUACAAAGAUCCCUACACUGGACACACAAUUUCCUUGUUCCAGGCCUUGAAAAAAGAUCUCAUUGUCAAAGAUCAUGGAAUCCGUCUCCUUGAAGCACAAAUUGCCACCGGAGGCAUAAUUGACCCGGUUUACAGUCACAGAGUGCCUGUGCAGGUGGCAUACCAAAGAUGUUACUUUGAUGAAGAAAUGAACCAGAUUCUGUCUGACCCUGAUGACGACACCAAGGGCUUCUUUGAUCCUAACACUCAAGAGAACCUCACCUAUCUUCAACUGGUCGAAAGGUGUAUCACAGAUCCAAUCACAGGCCUUAGCUUACUGGUGAUUGCGAAGAAAGGCGAGUUUUACUUCUUUGUUGAUGAGGCAACAAAACUCAUUCUGAAAUCUACAACUACAACUAGAGCAGGAGGGAAAUAUCAAGGAACAACAGUGUCUCUGUGGGAUCUGCUCUACUCCAAAUACAUCUCUGAGGAGAAGAGGAGAGAGUUUGUGCAGCAGUAUAAGUCUGGAUCAAUCACAAUCGAACGUUUCUUGGAGCUCAUCCUGACAAUCAUUCAGCAGCAGACCACAACAACAACUAAAACUAUCACCACCACUACAGUCACAGAGACAAAUGAAGUUGAAAGCUUCCAUGGAAUCAGAAAGGACGUCACUGCUACAGAGUUGCUUGAAUCAAAAAUCAUCAAUGAGGACCUCUACAAAAAUCUUACUGCUGGGAAUGUCACAGUGUCAGAAGUAAGUGAAAUGGAGUCAGUGCGUAAGUACCUUGAAGGGACCAACAGCAUUGCAGGAGUGUACCUGCAGUCCACCAAACAGACCCUAAGCAUCUAUGAGGCCAAAAGCAAAACCCUGCUGACUCCUGGUACUUCUCUGGUUCUGCUGGAGGCCCAAGCUGCCACUGGCUUUGUCAUUGAUCCGGUGAAAAACAAGAAACUUUCUGUAGAGGACGCUGUAGCUCAAGGACUGGUUGGCAGUGAGUGGAAAAACAAGCUGCUUUCAGCAGAACGAGCAGUUACAGGAUACAAAGAUCCCUACACUGGACACACAAUUUCCUUGUUCCAGGCCUUGAAAAAAGAUCUCAUUGUCAAAGAUCAUGGAAUCCGUCUCCUUGAAGCACAAAUUGCCACCGGAGGCAUAAUUGACCCGGUUUACAGUCACAGAGUGCCUGUGCAGGUGGCAUACCAAAGAUGUUACUUUGAUGAAGAAAUGAACCAGAUUCUGUCUGACCCUGAUGACGACACCAAGGGCUUCUUUGAUCCUAACACUCAAGAGAACCUCACCUAUCUUCAACUGGUCGAAAGGUGUAUCACAGAUCCAAUCACAGGCCUUAGCUUACUGGUGAUUGCGAAGAAAGGCGAGUUUUACUUCUUUGUUGAUGAGGCAACAAAACUCAUUCUGAAAUCUACAACUACAACUAGAGCAGGAGGGAAAUAUCAAGGAACAACAGUGUCUCUGUGGGAUCUGCUCUACUCCAAAUACAUCUCUGAGGAGAAGAGGAGAGAGUUUGUGCAGCAGUAUAAGUCUGGAUCAAUCACAAUCGAACGUUUCUUGGAGCUCAUCCUGACAAUCAUUCAGCAGCAGACCACAACAACAACUAAAACUAUCACCACCACUACAGUCACAGAGACAAAUGAAGUUGAAAGCUUCCAUGGAAUCAGAAAGGACGUCACUGCUACAGAGUUGCUUGAAUCAAAAAUCAUCAAUGAGGACCUCUACAAAAAUCUUACUGCUGGGAAUGUCACAGUGUCAGAAGUAAGUGAAAUGGAGUCAGUGCGUAAGUACCUUGAAGGGACCAACAGCAUUGCAGGAGUGUACCUGCAGUCCACCAAACAGACCCUAAGCAUCUAUGAGGCCAAAAGCAAAACCCUGCUGACUCCUGGUACUUCUCUGGUUCUGCUGGAGGCCCAAGCUGCCACUGGCUUUGUCAUUGAUCCGGUGAAAAACAAGAAACUUUCUGUAGAGGACGCUGUAGCUCAAGGACUGGUUGGCAGUGAGUGGAAAAACAAGCUGCUUUCAGCAGAACGAGCAGUUACAGGAUACAAAGAUCCCUACACUGGACACACAAUUUCCUUGUUCCAGGCCUUGAAAAAAGAUCUCAUUGUCAAAGAUCAUGGAAUCCGUCUCCUUGAAGCACAAAUUGCCACCGGAGGCAUAAUUGACCCGGUUUACAGUCACAGAGUGCCUGUGCAGGUGGCAUACCAAAGAUGUUACUUUGAUGAAGAAAUGAACCAGAUUCUGUCUGACCCUGAUGACGACACCAAGGGCUUCUUUGAUCCUAACACUCAAGAGAACCUCACCUAUCUUCAACUGGUCGAAAGGUGUAUCACAGAUCCAAUCACAGGCCUUAGCUUACUGGUGAUUGCGAAGAAAGGCGAGUUUUACUUCUUUGUUGAUGAGGCAACAAAACUCAUUCUGAAAUCUACAACUACAACUAGAGCAGGAGGGAAAUAUCAAGGAACAACAGUGUCUCUGUGGGAUCUGCUCUACUCCAAAUACAUCUCUGAGGAGAAGAGGAGAGAGUUUGUGCAGCAGUAUAAGUCUGGAUCAAUCACAAUCGAACGUUUCUUGGAGCUCAUCCUGACAAUCAUUCAGCAGCAGACCACAACAACAACUAAAACUAUCACCACCACUACAGUCACAGAGACAAAUGAAGUUGAAAGCUUCCAUGGAAUCAGAAAGGACGUCACUGCUACAGAGUUGCUUGAAUCAAAAAUCAUCAAUGAGGACCUCUACAAAAAUCUUACUGCUGGGAAUGUCACAGUGUCAGAAGUAAGUGAAAUGGAGUCAGUGCGUAAGUACCUUGAAGGGACCAACAGCAUUGCAGGAGUGUACCUGCAGUCCACCAAACAGACCCUAAGCAUCUAUGAGGCCAAAAGCAAAACCCUGCUGACUCCUGGUACUUCUCUGGUUCUGCUGGAGGCCCAAGCUGCCACUGGCUUUGUCAUUGAUCCGGUGAAAAACAAGAAACUUUCUGUAGAGGACGCUGUAGCUCAAGGACUGGUUGGCAGUGAGUGGAAAAACAAGCUGCUUUCAGCAGAACGAGCAGUUACAGGAUACAAAGAUCCCUACACUGGACACACAAUUUCCUUGUUCCAGGCCUUGAAAAAAGAUCUCAUUGUCAAAGAUCAUGGAAUCCGUCUCCUUGAAGCACAAAUUGCCACCGGAGGCAUAAUUGACCCGGUUUACAGUCACAGAGUGCCUGUGCAGGUGGCAUACCAAAGAUGUUACUUUGAUGAAGAAAUGAACCAGAUUCUGUCUGACCCUGAUGACGACACCAAGGGCUUCUUUGAUCCUAACACUCAAGAGAACCUCACCUAUCUUCAACUGGUCGAAAGGUGUAUCACAGAUCCAAUCACAGGCCUUAGCUUACUGGUGAUUGCGAAGAAAGGCGAGUUUUACUUCUUUGUUGAUGAGGCAACAAAACUCAUUCUGAAAUCUACAACUACAACUAGAGCAGGAGGGAAAUAUCAAGGAACAACAGUGUCUCUGUGGGAUCUGCUCUACUCCAAAUACAUCUCUGAGGAGAAGAGGAGAGAGUUUGUGCAGCAGUAUAAGUCUGGAUCAAUCACAAUCGAACGUUUCUUGGAGCUCAUCCUGACAAUCAUUCAGCAGCAGACCACAACAACAACUAAAACUAUCACCACCACUACAGUCACAGAGACAAAUGAAGUUGAAAGCUUCCAUGGAAUCAGAAAGGACGUCACUGCUACAGAGUUGCUUGAAUCAAAAAUCAUCAAUGAGGACCUCUACAAAAAUCUUACUGCUGGGAAUGUCACAGUGUCAGAAGUAAGUGAAAUGGAGUCAGUGCGUAAGUACCUUGAAGGGACCAACAGCAUUGCAGGAGUGUACCUGCAGUCCACCAAACAGACCCUAAGCAUCUAUGAGGCCAAAAGCAAAACCCUGCUGACUCCUGGUACUUCUCUGGUUCUGCUGGAGGCCCAAGCUGCCACUGGCUUUGUCAUUGAUCCGGUGAAAAACAAGAAACUUUCUGUAGAGGACGCUGUAGCUCAAGGACUGGUUGGCAGUGAGUGGAAAAACAAGCUGCUUUCAGCAGAACGAGCAGUUACAGGAUACAAAGAUCCCUACACUGGACACACAAUUUCCUUGUUCCAGGCCUUGAAAAAAGAUCUCAUUGUCAAAGAUCAUGGAAUCCGUCUCCUUGAAGCACAAAUUGCCACCGGAGGCAUAAUUGACCCGGUUUACAGUCACAGAGUGCCUGUGCAGGUGGCAUACCAAAGAUGUUACUUUGAUGAAGAAAUGAACCAGAUUCUGUCUGACCCUGAUGACGACACCAAGGGCUUCUUUGAUCCUAACACUCAAGAGAACCUCACCUAUCUUCAACUGGUCGAAAGGUGUAUCACAGAUCCAAUCACAGGCCUUAGCUUACUGGUGAUUGCGAAGAAAGGCGAGUUUUACUUCUUUGUUGAUGAGGCAACAAAACUCAUUCUGAAAUCUACAACUACAACUAGAGCAGGAGGGAAAUAUCAAGGAACAACAGUGUCUCUGUGGGAUCUGCUCUACUCCAAAUACAUCUCUGAGGAGAAGAGGAGAGAGUUUGUGCAGCAGUAUAAGUCUGGAUCAAUCACAAUCGAACGUUUCUUGGAGCUCAUCCUGACAAUCAUUCAGCAGCAGACCACAACAACAACUAAAACUAUCACCACCACUACAGUCACAGAGACAAAUGAAGUUGAAAGCUUCCAUGGAAUCAGAAAGGACGUCACUGCUACAGAGUUGCUUGAAUCAAAAAUCAUCAAUGAGGACCUCUACAAAAAUCUUACUGCUGGGAAUGUCACAGUGUCAGAAGUAAGUGAAAUGGAGUCAGUGCGUAAGUACCUUGAAGGGACCAACAGCAUUGCAGGAGUGUACCUGCAGUCCACCAAACAGACCCUAAGCAUCUAUGAGGCCAAAAGCAAAACCCUGCUGACUCCUGGUACUUCUCUGGUUCUGCUGGAGGCCCAAGCUGCCACUGGCUUUGUCAUUGAUCCGGUGAAAAACAAGAAACUUUCUGUAGAGGACGCUGUAGCUCAAGGACUGGUUGGCAGUGAGUGGAAAAACAAGCUGCUUUCAGCAGAACGAGCAGUUACAGGAUACAAAGAUCCCUACACUGGACACACAAUUUCCUUGUUCCAGGCCUUGAAAAAAGAUCUCAUUGUCAAAGAUCAUGGAAUCCGUCUCCUUGAAGCACAAAUUGCCACCGGAGGCAUAAUUGACCCGGUUUACAGUCACAGAGUGCCUGUGCAGGUGGCAUACCAAAGAUGUUACUUUGAUGAAGAAAUGAACCAGAUUCUGUCUGACCCUGAUGACGACACCAAGGGCUUCUUUGAUCCUAACACUCAAGAGAACCUCACCUAUCUUCAACUGGUCGAAAGGUGUAUCACAGAUCCAAUCACAGGCCUUAGCUUACUGGUGAUUGCGAAGAAAGGCGAGUUUUACUUCUUUGUUGAUGAGGCAACAAAACUCAUUCUGAAAUCUACAACUACAACUAGAGCAGGAGGGAAAUAUCAAGGAACAACAGUGUCUCUGUGGGAUCUGCUCUACUCCAAAUACAUCUCUGAGGAGAAGAGGAGAGAGUUUGUGCAGCAGUAUAAGUCUGGAUCAAUCACAAUCGAACGUUUCUUGGAGCUCAUCCUGACAAUCAUUCAGCAGCAGACCACAACAACAACUAAAACUAUCACCACCACUACAGUCACAGAGACAAAUGAAGUUGAAAGCUUCCAUGGAAUCAGAAAGGACGUCACUGCUACAGAGUUGCUUGAAUCAAAAAUCAUCAAUGAGGACCUCUACAAAAAUCUUACUGCUGGGAAUGUCACAGUGUCAGAAGUAAGUGAAAUGGAGUCAGUGCGUAAGUACCUUGAAGGGACCAACAGCAUUGCAGGAGUGUACCUGCAGUCCACCAAACAGACCCUAAGCAUCUAUGAGGCCAAAAGCAAAACCCUGCUGACUCCUGGUACUUCUCUGGUUCUGCUGGAGGCCCAAGCUGCCACUGGCUUUGUCAUUGAUCCGGUGAAAAACAAGAAACUUUCUGUAGAGGACGCUGUAGCUCAAGGACUGGUUGGCAGUGAGUGGAAAAACAAGCUGCUUUCAGCAGAACGAGCAGUUACAGGAUACAAAGAUCCCUACACUGGACACACAAUUUCCUUGUUCCAGGCCUUGAAAAAAGAUCUCAUUGUCAAAGAUCAUGGAAUCCGUCUCCUUGAAGCACAAAUUGCCACCGGAGGCAUAAUUGACCCGGUUUACAGUCACAGAGUGCCUGUGCAGGUGGCAUACCAAAGAUGUUACUUUGAUGAAGAAAUGAACCAGAUUCUGUCUGACCCUGAUGACGACACCAAGGGCUUCUUUGAUCCUAACACUCAAGAGAACCUCACCUAUCUUCAACUGGUCGAAAGGUGUAUCACAGAUCCAAUCACAGGCCUUAGCUUACUGGUGAUUGCGAAGAAAGGCGAGUUUUACUUCUUUGUUGAUGAGGCAACAAAACUCAUUCUGAAAUCUACAACUACAACUAGAGCAGGAGGGAAAUAUCAAGGAACAACAGUGUCUCUGUGGGAUCUGCUCUACUCCAAAUACAUCUCUGAGGAGAAGAGGAGAGAGUUUGUGCAGCAGUAUAAGUCUGGAUCAAUCACAAUCGAACGUUUCUUGGAGCUCAUCCUGACAAUCAUUCAGCAGCAGACCACAACAACAACUAAAACUAUCACCACCACUACAGUCACAGAGACAAAUGAAGUUGAAAGCUUCCAUGGAAUCAGAAAGGACGUCACUGCUACAGAGUUGCUUGAAUCAAAAAUCAUCAAUGAGGACCUCUACAAAAAUCUUACUGCUGGGAAUGUCACAGUGUCAGAAGUAAGUGAAAUGGAGUCAGUGCGUAAGUACCUUGAAGGGACCAACAGCAUUGCAGGAGUGUACCUGCAGUCCACCAAACAGACCCUAAGCAUCUAUGAGGCCAAAAGCAAAACCCUGCUGACUCCUGGUACUUCUCUGGUUCUGCUGGAGGCCCAAGCUGCCACUGGCUUUGUCAUUGAUCCGGUGAAAAACAAGAAACUUUCUGUAGAGGACGCUGUAGCUCAAGGACUGGUUGGCAGUGAGUGGAAAAACAAGCUGCUUUCAGCAGAACGAGCAGUUACAGGAUACAAAGAUCCCUACACUGGACACACAAUUUCCUUGUUCCAGGCCUUGAAAAAAGAUCUCAUUGUCAAAGAUCAUGGAAUCCGUCUCCUUGAAGCACAAAUUGCCACCGGAGGCAUAAUUGACCCGGUUUACAGUCACAGAGUGCCUGUGCAGGUGGCAUACCAAAGAUGUUACUUUGAUGAAGAAAUGAACCAGAUUCUGUCUGACCCUGAUGACGACACCAAGGGCUUCUUUGAUCCUAACACUCAAGAGAACCUCACCUAUCUUCAACUGGUCGAAAGGUGUAUCACAGAUCCAAUCACAGGCCUUAGCUUACUGGUGAUUGCGAAGAAAGGCGAGUUUUACUUCUUUGUUGAUGAGGCAACAAAACUCAUUCUGAAAUCUACAACUACAACUAGAGCAGGAGGGAAAUAUCAAGGAACAACAGUGUCUCUGUGGGAUCUGCUCUACUCCAAAUACAUCUCUGAGGAGAAGAGGAGAGAGUUUGUGCAGCAGUAUAAGUCUGGAUCAAUCACAAUCGAACGUUUCUUGGAGCUCAUCCUGACAAUCAUUCAGCAGCAGACCACAACAACAACUAAAACUAUCACCACCACUACAGUCACAGAGACAAAUGAAGUUGAAAGCUUCCAUGGAAUCAGAAAGGACGUCACUGCUACAGAGUUGCUUGAAUCAAAAAUCAUCAAUGAGGACCUCUACAAAAAUCUUACUGCUGGGAAUGUCACAGUGUCAGAAGUAAGUGAAAUGGAGUCAGUGCGUAAGUACCUUGAAGGGACCAACAGCAUUGCAGGAGUGUACCUGCAGUCCACCAAACAGACCCUAAGCAUCUAUGAGGCCAAAAGCAAAACCCUGCUGACUCCUGGUACUUCUCUGGUUCUGCUGGAGGCCCAAGCUGCCACUGGCUUUGUCAUUGAUCCGGUGAAAAACAAGAAACUUUCUGUAGAGGACGCUGUAGCUCAAGGACUGGUUGGCAGUGAGUGGAAAAACAAGCUGCUUUCAGCAGAACGAGCAGUUACAGGAUACAAAGAUCCCUACACUGGACACACAAUUUCCUUGUUCCAGGCCUUGAAAAAAGAUCUCAUUGUCAAAGAUCAUGGAAUCCGUCUCCUUGAAGCACAAAUUGCCACCGGAGGCAUAAUUGACCCGGUUUACAGUCACAGAGUGCCUGUGCAGGUGGCAUACCAAAGAUGUUACUUUGAUGAAGAAAUGAACCAGAUUCUGUCUGACCCUGAUGACGACACCAAGGGCUUCUUUGAUCCUAACACUCAAGAGAACCUCACCUAUCUUCAACUGGUCGAAAGGUGUAUCACAGAUCCAAUCACAGGCCUUAGCUUACUGGUGAUUGCGAAGAAAGGCGAGUUUUACUUCUUUGUUGAUGAGGCAACAAAACUCAUUCUGAAAUCUACAACUACAACUAGAGCAGGAGGGAAAUAUCAAGGAACAACAGUGUCUCUGUGGGAUCUGCUCUACUCCAAAUACAUCUCUGAGGAGAAGAGGAGAGAGUUUGUGCAGCAGUAUAAGUCUGGAUCAAUCACAAUCGAACGUUUCUUGGAGCUCAUCCUGACAAUCAUUCAGCAGCAGACCACAACAACAACUAAAACUAUCACCACCACUACAGUCACAGAGACAAAUGAAGUUGAAAGCUUCCAUGGAAUCAGAAAGGACGUCACUGCUACAGAGUUGCUUGAAUCAAAAAUCAUCAAUGAGGACCUCUACAAAAAUCUUACUGCUGGGAAUGUCACAGUGUCAGAAGUAAGUGAAAUGGAGUCAGUGCGUAAGUACCUUGAAGGGACCAACAGCAUUGCAGGAGUGUACCUGCAGUCCACCAAACAGACCCUAAGCAUCUAUGAGGCCAAAAGCAAAACCCUGCUGACUCCUGGUACUUCUCUGGUUCUGCUGGAGGCCCAAGCUGCCACUGGCUUUGUCAUUGAUCCGGUGAAAAACAAGAAACUUUCUGUAGAGGACGCUGUAGCUCAAGGACUGGUUGGCAGUGAGUGGAAAAACAAGCUGCUUUCAGCAGAACGAGCAGUUACAGGAUACAAAGAUCCCUACACUGGACACACAAUUUCCUUGUUCCAGGCCUUGAAAAAAGAUCUCAUUGUCAAAGAUCAUGGAAUCCGUCUCCUUGAAGCACAAAUUGCCACCGGAGGCAUAAUUGACCCGGUUUACAGUCACAGAGUGCCUGUGCAGGUGGCAUACCAAAGAUGUUACUUUGAUGAAGAAAUGAACCAGAUUCUGUCUGACCCUGAUGACGACACCAAGGGCUUCUUUGAUCCUAACACUCAAGAGAACCUCACCUAUCUUCAACUGGUCGAAAGGUGUAUCACAGAUCCAAUCACAGGCCUUAGCUUACUGGUGAUUGCGAAGAAAGGCGAGUUUUACUUCUUUGUUGAUGAGGCAACAAAACUCAUUCUGAAAUCUACAACUACAACUAGAGCAGGAGGGAAAUAUCAAGGAACAACAGUGUCUCUGUGGGAUCUGCUCUACUCCAAAUACAUCUCUGAGGAGAAGAGGAGAGAGUUUGUGCAGCAGUAUAAGUCUGGAUCAAUCACAAUCGAACGUUUCUUGGAGCUCAUCCUGACAAUCAUUCAGCAGCAGACCACAACAUCAACUAAAACUAUCACCACCACUACAGUCACAGAGACAAAUGAAGUUGAAAGCUUCCAUGGAAUCAGAAAGGACGUCACUGCUACAGAGUUGCUUGAAUCAAAAAUCAUCAAUGAGGACCUCUACAAAAAUCUUACUGCUGGGAAUGUCACAGUGUCAGAAGUAAGUGAAAUGGAGUCAGUGCGUAAGUACCUUGAAGGGACCAACAGCAUUGCAGGAGUGUACCUGCAGUCCACCAAACAGACCCUAAGCAUCUAUGAGGCCAAAAGCAAAACCCUGCUGACUCCUGGUACUUCUCUGGUUCUGCUGGAGGCCCAAGCUGCCACUGGCUUUGUCAUUGAUCCGGUGAAAAACAAGAAACUUUCUGUAGAGGACGCUGUAGCUCAAGGACUGGUUGGCAGUGAGUGGAAAAACAAGCUGCUUUCAGCAGAACGAGCAGUUACAGGAUACAAAGAUCCCUACACUGGACACACAAUUUCCUUGUUCCAGGCCUUGAAAAAAGAUCUCAUUGUCAAAGAUCAUGGAAUCCGUCUCCUUGAAGCACAAAUUGCCACCGGAGGCAUAAUUGACCCGGUUUACAGUCACAGAGUGCCUGUGCAGGUGGCAUACCAAAGAUGUUACUUUGAUGAAGAAAUGAACCAGAUUCUGUCUGACCCUGAUGACGACACCAAGGGCUUCUUUGAUCCUAACACUCAAGAGAACCUCACCUAUCUUCAACUGGUCGAAAGGUGUAUCACAGAUCCAAUCACAGGCCUUAGCUUACUGGUGAUUGCGAAGAAAGGCGAGUUUUACUUCUUUGUUGAUGAGGCAACAAAACUCAUUCUGAAAUCUACAACUACAACUAGAGCAGGAGGGAAAUAUCAAGGAACAACAGUGUCUCUGUGGGAUCUGCUCUACUCCAAAUACAUCUCUGAGGAGAAGAGGAGAGAGUUUGUGCAGCAGUAUAAGUCUGGAUCAAUCACAAUCGAACGUUUCUUGGAGCUCAUCCUGACAAUCAUUCAGCAGCAGACCACAACAACAAUCAUCUCAUCAUCAUCAAUCGUCAUGUGCCAACCACCAGAAACAAAAGUGGACAGCAGCACAACUAAAACUAUCACCACCACUACAGUCACAGAGACAAAUGAAGUUGAAAGCUUCCAUGGAAUCAGAAAGGACGUCACUGCUACAGAGUUGCUUGAAUCAAAAAUCAUCAAUGAGGACCUCUACAAAAAUCUUACUGCUGGGAAUGUCACAGUGUCAGAAGUAAGUGAAAUGGAGUCAGUGCGUAAGUACCUUGAAGGGACCAACAGCAUUGCAGGAGUGUACCUGCAGUCCACCAAACAGACCCUAAGCAUCUAUGAGGCCAAAAGCAAAACCCUGCUGACUCCUGGUACUUCUCUGGUUCUGCUGGAGGCCCAAGCUGCCACUGGCUUUGUCAUUGAUCCGGUGAAAAACAAGAAACUUUCUGUAGAGGACGCUGUAGCUCAAGGACUGGUUGGCAGUGAGUGGAAAAACAAGCUGCUUUCAGCAGAACGAGCAGUUACAGGAUACAAAGAUCCCUACACUGGACACACAAUUUCCUUGUUCCAGGCCUUGAAAAAAGAUCUCAUUGUCAAAGAUCAUGGAAUCCGUCUCCUUGAAGCACAAAUUGCCACCGGAGGCAUAAUUGACCCGGUUUACAGUCACAGAGUGCCUGUGCAGGUGGCAUACCAAAGAUGUUACUUUGAUGAAGAAAUGAACCAGAUUCUGUCUGACCCUGAUGACGACACCAAGGGCUUCUUUGAUCCUAACACUCAAGAGAACCUCACCUAUCUUCAACUGGUCGAAAGGUGUAUCACAGAUCCAAUCACAGGCCUUAGCUUACUGGUGAUUGCGAAGAAAGGCGAGUUUUACUUCUUUGUUGAUGAGGCAACAAAACUCAUUCUGAAAUCUACAACUACAACUAGAGCAGGAGGGAAAUAUCAAGGAACAACAGUGUCUCUGUGGGAUCUGCUCUACUCCAAAUACGUCUCUGAGGAGAAGAGGAGAGAGUUUGUGCAGCAGUAUAAGUCUGGAUCAAUCACAAUCGAACGUUUCUUGGAGCUCAUCCUGACAAUCAUUCAGCAGCAGACCUCAGCUGCUUGAGAGGUGUAUCACAGAUCCCUUCACAGGCCUAAGUUUACUCCCCUUACAUAGGUCAAGGAAAGUAAAGCUUUCUACAAUCAUUUACUCAUGUGUUUUGCUUGCAUUAUCAGAUUUCUUUACUGUGCUUUAUUAACUUAGAAGUGUAUUGUAUUCAGUACUAUUCAUCUUCUUAGUCACAAAAUAAGUUUACUGCCUUUUUACAAAAUGCAUUUCAAGUUGUUCUUUAAGGAACUUGACAGAAAAAUACAUACAUAUGAACGUACUAUACUGUGUUGAAUAAUGUUAGUGGCUAAAAUAGGAGCUAGAAAUGAAUUUUAGAAAAUGGUCAAUGCUAUUAUAGGAAGAUGUAUUUUGGUGACAAUUUUUGAUGACCAUGUACAUUACAGACCUUUCGACCCAAUUGUAAUUCAGCCAUUCUUUUAAUUCUAAAUCAACUUAACCAAAGAAAUUGAGAAUAAAUGAUCUAAAAACCUCUAAAUAGACUGCAGAAAUCGACACAUUUUCUCUAUCACUUAUAAAUUCUACAUAUAGGGACUUUAAUGCUUUUAGUUAUAAAUGUCAAAUGUCUGUUGUGAAAAAAUACACAAUACACAUACAAACACUAUAAAAUACAGUAGUGUGGCCUUUUUCUUUGCUUGAUUUCAUUUUCUUUGUAAUGACUUAAUUCUGAUCUUUUUUGACCAACAAAUGGCAGUAACUGAGGUUUGCAAUACUAAUUCAACCCUUAAUAAUGUUGUGUCGUUAUUUGUGUCAAUGCAUUCUAUUGUUUUUACAGUGAUUUUUACUAGAUGGGAUUCGGUUGAGCAUACUUUUACCUGGACUAUAGAAGCUUGACUUAGUUAUAUUUUGCAACAUUCAGGCAAAAGCUUUUCUUGCUGAAAUCUUUUGUUUCCCAAGUAGACAGUGUUGAUCUCACCUUUGUUUUUUUGUAUUAUUGCAAAACAUGUCCUGCUUAAACUGUUUCAUUGUGUUACCCAAUAAACAAGUGAGAUAUGUA
This is a messenger RNA of Anoplopoma fimbria (sablefish), 18979 nucleotides long. It is a transcript of the gene eppk1, whose product is annotated as epiplakin 1. Gene Ontology annotation, biological process: wound healing; intermediate filament bundle assembly. NCBI's taxonomy places the organism in Eukaryota, Metazoa, Chordata, Actinopteri, Perciformes, Anoplopomatidae. Gene Ontology annotation, cellular component: cytoplasm; membrane; cytoskeleton. The record is from RefSeq and is a predicted model, not a curated record. Gene Ontology annotation, molecular function: structural molecule activity; keratin filament binding.